AUAAAAGGAUAGAGAAUGGGGACUCCGCACUGCACAUACAUUACAACACUAAAGUUGAAGAGGGAAGAAAGCCAAGAGAAGAAGAACAAAAUGGAUAGUGGCGGUUCAUCCGGUGGAAACAAUCAAGGCAAGAAAAAGAGCAAGAAACGUGUGCUGACCGCUGAAGAGCUGGAAAACCGGCGGCUUGAGAACGUGCAACCUACCUCUUGGGACGAUGAGUGGAUUGUAACACUGAACAUCACAGAUAACGUGGUGGAGGAUGAAGACACUAGUAGCAUGGUGAGCACUUUCUCGACAGACAGCCCCUUCUCGAUAGACCCCGAGGAGGAGACUGACGAGGAGGCUGACAAUGAAGAGGAGGAGGAGGAGGAGGAUGAAGAGGAGGCUGACAAUGAGGAUGAGGAGGAGGAGGAUGAAGAGGAGGCUGACAAUGAGGAUGAGGAGCAGGAGGAGGAGGCUGACGGAAACGGUGACGGUGACAAGAAAAAGGAGGAUCAGACUGACGACGAUGAUGGCGAUCAGACUGACGAUGGCAUUGGCGAGGACCUCAGCUAACUCCAAGUUGUGCUUAAGACAUGGUAGAUGAUUUGCUGGUAAUAAGAAGUCUUAUGCAUCUUCUGGGCAGCUAUAGACUAAGUCUGUUAUGUUUGUACUUGAACCCUGCAUGCACGUACGCAUGCCAAUUUAUGUAUGUCUGUGUACCACUAUGUUUCUGUCUAAAGUAUGCUAGUGAAACAUUGUAAUUUGGGGACAUUUCAUUUGUUGAGUAAUUAUGCACUUCACACA
Messenger RNA from Triticum aestivum (bread wheat), 786 nucleotides. RefSeq names its product glutamic acid-rich protein. The transcript has 3 exons. The record is from RefSeq and is a predicted model, not a curated record. Bases 16 to 555 code for a protein of 179 amino acids. Lineage: Eukaryota; Viridiplantae; Streptophyta; Magnoliopsida; Poales; Poaceae.